Penicillium concentricum is the source of this 291-nucleotide messenger RNA. RefSeq lists its product as uncharacterized. The coding region runs from base 1 to 291 and encodes 96 amino acids. The transcript is spliced from 3 exons. Lineage: Eukaryota; Fungi; Ascomycota; Eurotiomycetes; Eurotiales; Aspergillaceae. The record is from RefSeq and is a predicted model, not a curated record.
AUGGCUGACCUAGGCCGUGCUUUCUUCGUUUGUUGGCAAAAAUACUCCAUAGAAGGCAUUCCACUAGACGAAGAGACUACCACUGGGGUGGAGUUUCGAGGAGGGUCAUUAAUUCCCCUAGGCUCAUUUAUCAAGCAGAACCCAGGGUAUAUUAAAAGGCCCUUCAUUUUUGUAAGCGCAAAGACUGUCCAAUCAUACAUCCGAAAUCAGCUAACAUUGCAGGGCGUUCUCGAUCAGAAUGGCAGCUUCGCGGCUCCGUGCUUCCCCUAUCGAACCAUGUAUCCCUGCUAG